AUGGCGCUGCCCUGGGCAACGCUCCUGCUGCUGGCCUGGUGGCUGGCCGCUGCCCAGGGCUCCCCGGAGCACUCGGAGGACCAGACCAGCCCCAACAGAUCUCGGCCCUUGCACAUCCGGACGGACCAGAACCUGCUGGUGCUGACAACUGACGGCUUGGAGCAGAUGCUGGGCCAGACCCGCUUCCUCAUGGUGCUAUUCCACAACCCGUCCGCAAAGCAAUCCCAGAGCUUGGCCGAGGAGCUGGGCAAAGCCGUGGAGAUGCUGGGCAAGGGCAAGAAUGGGGUGGGCUUCGGCAAAGUGGACAUCACGGUGGAGAAGGAUCUGCGGGAGUUGUUCAAGGUCCAGGAGGCCCCAGAGCUGAAGCUGUUUUUCGAGGGCAACAGAUCGGAGCCCAUCAGCUGCCAAGGAGUGGUUGAAUCGGCUGCUUUGGUCGUCUGGUUGAGAAGACAAAUUCGCCAGAAAGUGUUUCUGUUCACUGACAUCCAGGAGGUGGUCAUCUUUGUGAACUCCAGGCCCUUGGUCAUCAUGGGCUUCUUCCAGGAUUUGGAGGAAGAAGUGGCGGAAUUGUUCUAUGAAACUACCAAAGACUUCCCAGAGCUAACCUUCGGUGUGAUAUCGAUUAGCAAUGCAGCCGGGGGAUUCCAUGUCAUCCUGGACAGUGUCCUGGUGUUCAAGAAGGGGAAAGUCAUGGUCCGCCAGGAGCUGAUCGACGACAUGCACAACAAGCAGGACCUCAGGCAGGUCAUAAAGCGACAACUUACCCAUUUGGUUAUUGAGUACAACUUGGAGACUAAGGAUCUCAUCUAUGAGCUGCAAGUUGUGAACCACAUGAUGCUUUUUGUUUCCAAAACUUCAGAGGCAUCUGACCCCAUCAUCCGGGAUUAUAAAUUGGUAGCGAAGGAAUUCCAGAACAAGAUCCUUUUCAUCCUGAUGGACACGGAUGAACCCAGAAACAGCCGCAUCCUCGAAUAUUUCCAGAUCACAGAGGUUGACAUCCCCUGUGUCCAAAUUCUAAACUUAAGCGCGGAUGCAAGGUAUAAAAUGCCGUCAGAUGAGAUAACCUAUGAUGAGCUCAGGAAAUUUGGCCAGAACUUCCUGAAAAACAAAGUCAAGAAACACCAGUCGAGUGAAGAGGUUCCAAAGUUCUGGGACCAGAGGCCGGUGAAGCAGCUGGUUGGGGACAACUUCAACUCCGUUGUCUUUGACAAGGCGCGGGAUGUGUUUGUGAUGUUCUAUGCUCCUUGGUCUGAGAAGUGCAGAGUGCUGUUCCCCGUGUUGGAGGAGCUGGGCGGACGGUAUCAAAACCACCCCACAGUCACCAUUGCCAGAAUUGACAUCACGGCCAAUGACCUCCAGCCUACAUACCUGGACCGGUACCCCUUCUUCAGGUUCUUUCCCACGGACUCUCAAGAAGCUGUCCGCUAUGAGGGAGAACACACCCUGGAGGCCUUCACUAACUUCCUGAAGAGCCAAGUCAAGAUCAGGAGGGAGGAUGAAGAUAAGCUCAUGUCUGUGGAGCAAGAUGAAGAAGAAAUUGAAGCGGAGAUCAUUGAGCACAUGGAAAGACCUCCUAAGAAGAAAGAGUUACUGAAACAGAAGUUACCGGAGUUGGAGAAUGCAACCAAGCUGGAAGAGCCAGUUGGGGGGGAUCAAAUCACCAAGAAAGCUGCUAAGCCAAAGAGACCUCCCCAAAGAGAGACGAAGCCGAGGGUGAAGGAAGAACUGUAG
Messenger RNA from Sorex fumeus (smoky shrew), 1731 nucleotides. It is a transcript of the gene PDILT, whose product is annotated as protein disulfide isomerase like, testis expressed. Gene Ontology annotation, biological process: protein folding. The record is from RefSeq and is a predicted model, not a curated record. The transcript is spliced from 11 exons. Bases 1 to 1731 code for a protein of 576 amino acids. Gene Ontology annotation, cellular component: endoplasmic reticulum. Lineage: Eukaryota; Metazoa; Chordata; Mammalia; Eulipotyphla; Soricidae.